GCUCGUCGCGUGGAGCCGGCGCGUGGUGCGGGGCCAUGGCGUCGCUCCGGUGUCGCACCGUGGUCUGCGUGAUCUGCUUGGAGAAGCCCAAAUACCGCUGCCCGGCCUGCCGCGUGCCCUACUGCUCGGUGACCUGCUUCCGGAAGCACAAAGAGCAGUGCAACCCUGAAAAUCGUCCCAUUGAGAAAAGAUCAGCAGUGCCUGUAAAACUCACAAAGCCUGAGGACAACAAAGAUGAUGACUCUAUAGCCGAUUUUCUCAAUAGUGAUGAGGAAGAAGACAGAGUUUCUUUGCAGAGCUUGAAGAAUCUAGGGGAAUCUGCAACGUUAAGAAGCUUAUUGAUGAAUCCGCACCUUAGACAGUUGAUGGUCAGCCUUGAUCAGGGGGACAACAAAGCAAAGCUGAUGAGAACCUAUAUGCAAGAGCCUUUGUUUGUGGAGUUUGCUGACUGCUGUUUAAGCAUUGUGGAGCCGUCCCACGAGGAUUCAUAAAAUGAAGUCCUGUAUUCCUGGCCCAGGAAUAUGCUUCACGUCCAGUACUUGUUGGGUCCUUCUCCCUGGAGGCUGGGUAGUGUUUACCUAGACAGUCUGGCUGCUGGGUUCCUUAGGCCUUUGGCCUGCAUCCACACCUCCGCAAGGUGCAUGCUUCAGAUCCAUAAAAGCUCAAGGUGCCGAGACUCUAUGAAGAAGGUACUUGAUAGUCAAAUAAGGUUGGUUUUACAUUUUAUUUUUUGUACAGUUUGGAUACAUAUAAAUAUCAAGUUUUUAUCCCUUUCAGUUAAAACUGGAUCAGUGUUAUUAAACUAAAUGAAGAUGUGGUUCUCUUGUAUACUGCAUUGUCCUUGGUUCCUAAUCUAAUAUUUUAAAAUCACUUUAAAUAAAUCAAGAACUUAUUAAAUA
Molecule: messenger RNA, 899 nt
Organism: Perognathus longimembris pacificus (Pacific pocket mouse)
Lineage: Eukaryota; Metazoa; Chordata; Mammalia; Rodentia; Heteromyidae
Gene: Znhit3
Product: zinc finger HIT-type containing 3
Exons: 5
Coding region: 36-491 (151 amino acids)
Biological process (GO): box C/D snoRNP assembly; snoRNA localization; maturation of LSU-rRNA from tricistronic rRNA transcript (SSU-rRNA, 5.8S rRNA, LSU-rRNA)
Cellular component (GO): nucleus; pre-snoRNP complex
Molecular function (GO): protein binding
Source: RefSeq, a predicted model, not a curated record